Rotaria sordida is the source of this 1134-nucleotide messenger RNA. NCBI's taxonomy places the organism in Eukaryota, Metazoa, Rotifera, Eurotatoria, Philodinida, Philodinidae. The record is from the annotation of a GenBank genome assembly.
AUGUUUCCGAAAACUUUAUUAACACGAUUAUUAAAUAUUCAAUAUCCACUCAUUCAAGCACCUAUGUCUCCAUUAACAACACCAGAACUUGUUGCUAAUGUAUCUAAUGCAGGUGGUUUGGGUACAAUAGCUGCAGCACGAAUGACAGGUGAACAAUUAAAAAAUGAAAUAAAUCGUAUACGUUCAUUAACUGAUAAACCAUUUGGUGUUAAUCUAUUUAUUCCACCAAACCAAUCUGAAAUAUCAUCACAAGCUAUUGAUUCUGUACGAAAACAAUUAAAAGAAUUAUUACUUGAUAAAAGAUUGAAUAAUUGUAAUAUUGAUAUUGAUUUACUUCGAGUCGAAUUACCGAGAGAUCUUUUUCCUGAACAAAUUGAAGUUGUUCUAAAUGAAAAAGUUUCUGUACUCUCAUUUACAUUUGGAUGUUUAUCAGAGGAUAUUAUAAAAAACUGUAAACAAUUAGGUAUUCGAUUAGUAGGAACAGCAACAACAACAAAAGAAGCUAUUUUUUUAAAAGAACGAGGAUGUGAUGCAAUUUGUUUACAAGGUUCUGAAGCUGGUGGUCAUCGAGGAAGUUUUCUUACAAAUGAUAUUGAAGCAAUUGAACAAUCUACAAUUGGAUUACAAUCUCUUCUUUCACAAACAACACAAUUUAUUGAUCCAACUUCAUAUCCAUUAAUUGCUGCUGGUGGAAUUAUGGAUGGUUUAGGUUUAGCUAACGCAUUAAUAUCAGGUGCUUCAGCUGUUCAAAUGGGUACUCGAUUUUUAACAUGUCAUGAAAGUACAAAACUUGUUCCUGAACCUCAUCGAAAAUUAUUAUUAGAAGCUAAGAAUGAUAUAAAUAAACUUCGACCAACUGUAUUAACUCGUGCUUAUACGGGAAAACCAGCACGUGGUAUACAAACAGUAAUUACUGAUUUUUUUUGUGCUAGUGAAAAUAAGGCAAAAGUUAUAUUACCAUGGCAAGUACAAUCACAACUUGUAUUACCUUUGUGUAAAUUUGCAGCCGAAACAAAACAAGUCGAUUUUAUGCAAUUAUGGGCUGGACAAAAUUAUGCACGAUGUGCAAAUCAAUCAGCAGCGACUAUUGUUAAUCAAGUUAUUGAACAAGCUCGUGAUGUAUUAAAAUGUUGA